CUAGUUCUCUUCCUUCCACACACUCUCUCUCUCUCUCUCUCUCUCUCUCGCUUUCUUUCUGGACUUGAAAACCCCUACAUACCCAAGAUCAUCUAGUAAUUUUCUUUCAUCUCUCAAAAACAUCUGCUUGCCAUUUUGUCUUAUUUUGUCUCCAACUCCAACCAACAAGCAAGAAGGUUUCUUUGAUCUUCUGCUAGCUAGGAAAAGUUGGUGUUGGGGGCAGGCCAGCCGCAGGGAUUGAUAUAAUUUAAUUGUGUCGACAGAAAUGGAACGCAUUUGUGAUUUAGUGCAUGAGCUGAGGCCAGCCUUGUUAAUGGUGUUGGUUCAGCUUUCAUUUGCAGGGGUCAAUGUGUUCUACAAAUUGGCCGCAAACGAUGGAAUGAGCUUAAGGAUUAUUGUUGCCUAUCGCUUCGUUUUCGCAACAGCUUUUAUCGUUCCUCUGGCUCUCGUUUUUGGAAGGAAAAGUAGGCCAAAGCUGACUUGGGUAGUACUCUUCCAAGCAUUUCUUUGUGGGCUAUUUGGGGGUUCAUUAGCUCAAAAUUUAUACAUUGAGAGCCUAACCUUGACAUCAGCAACAUUUGCUUCAGCCAUGACUAACCUAGUUCCAGCCAUUACCUUCAUCCUGGCCGUCUCCUUUGGGUUGGAGAAGCUGAGUCUAGGGUCGGUAUCAGGGAAGGCAAAAGUGUUGGGAACAUUAACGGGAAUAGGUGGGGCGAUGCUCCUCACUUUCUAUAAAGGAGCAGAGAUCAACGUAUGGUGUACUCACGUUAACCUUCUGCAUCACGGCGAACGUCAAACCAAACACUUGGCAUCCCCAAGAUCAGAAAAUCGCCUUUUGGGUGGUAUUUUGGCUAUAGGAAGUUGCUUCUCAUACGCCUCCUGGUUAAUUAUUCAGGCAAAAAUGAGUGAAACAUAUCCAUGUCACUACUCAAGUACAGCGCUAAUGGCUGUGAUGGGAACAAUCCAAGCUGCUGUUUUUGCUCUAUGCACGGAGAGGGAUUGGAAUCAAUGGAAGUUGGGCUGGAACAUCAGGCUACUUACAGUGUCUUACUCGGGUAUCGUAGCUUCUGGGGUUAUGGUAACUUUGAUAGCAUGGUGCGUGCACAUGAGAGGUCCUUUAUUCGUCUCCAUCUUCAGCCCUCUAAUGCUUGUUUCAGUUGCCAUCAUGGGGUCUUUAGUACUGGACGAAAAGCUGCAUCUUGGAAGCAUAUUAGGAGCCGUGAUGAUUGUGUGCGGGUUAUACGUGGUGCUGUGGGGGAAAGGCAAAGAGAUAAAGAAGAUAACUCAGCUAGCACCGGCCUCCAAAAGCUACCGAGAAUCUCAUCACCAUGAAUUGACCGAUAUUAAUGUAAUCACGUCUCCAAGGGAUGACGACGUUGAAAAUAACAGCCCUAUUAAUAUUGCAAACAUGAAACCCGAGAGCCUGCAUCCAAACAUCAUUAAGAUGAUGGGGCGCUUAUGUAAUGUAAUACACAGUUCGAGGGCCGGGAUUGUAAUGGUAGCAGUUCAAAUGGUAAAUACAGGGUUAAAUAUACUGUAUAAACUGGUGGCAGAGGAUGGAUCAGUGAAACUGAGGAUCCUUAUUGCCUAUCGUUUUUUGUUUGCCUCCACCUUCAUGGUUCCUCUUGCUCUCAUCUCUGAAAGGAAAAACAGGACAAAGCUGACUUGGGCAGUACUCUUCCAAUCUUUUCUUUGUGGGCUAUUUGGAGGAGUAUUAGCUCAAAAUUUAUAUGUUGAGAGCUUAGCCUUGACAUCAGCAACAUUUGCUUCAGCCAUGACCAACUUAGUUUCGGUCAUUACCUUCAUUCUGGGUAUCUUGUUCGGUUUGAACAGGUUGGAGAGGCUGAAUCUGGAGAGAAUAGGUGGGAAGGCGAAAGUGUUGGGAACAUUAGUGGGAAUAGGUGGAGCAAUGGUCCUUACUUUCUAUAAAGGUACAGAAAUUGACAUAUGGUCUACUCAUCUUGACCUCUUGCGUCACGACCAACAUCAAAGUGAAGUCCGAAAAUCCCAAAAUCACAUUUUGGGUUGUAUUUUGGCUUUAGGAAGUUGUAUGUCAUCCGCCAUGUGGUUAAUAAUUCAGGCAAAAAUGAGCUUGGCAUAUCCAUGUCACUACACAAGCACGGCUCUAACGUGUGUGAUGGCAGCAAUCCAAGCUGUUGUUUUUGCCCUAUGCAUGGCGAGGGAUUGGAAUCAAUGGAAGUUGGGCUGGAAUCUCAUGCUACUUACAGCUUCUUAUUCGGGUAUCGUAGCUUCCGGGAUUAUGGUUACUUUGAUUGCUUGGUGUGUACACAUGAAAGGCCCUUUGUUUGUCUCCAGCUUCAACCCUCUACAGCUUGUUUCAGUUGCCAUCAUGGGUUCUUUAGUACUGGAUGAAAAGUUGCACCUUGGAAGCAUACUAGGAGCCGCGUUGAUUGUGUGCGGGUUAUACGCAGUGCUGUGGGGUAAAGGCAAAGAGAUGAAGGAGAUUUCUAAACUAGUAUCCUCAGAAAGUUCCCAACGGUCUGAUCAGUUGAUCGAUUUUAUUGUCAAGUCUCCAAAGGAUGUCAGCAUAAGCAGCGGCAGCGGCGACAUCAUGGCCAGUACUAGUCCAGAUAGCCUGUCAGCCUCUAAUGCCCGUAUAGAUGGCAACAUUAACUCAUUGGAAAAGCAUCAUGAAGAAAAAUGAACAAAGUAACACAUAAUAUGAUCUCUUCCUAAAAUAUUAGACACCCUCAAUUUUCAAUCUGCAACAAUUAUAUUACAAUAUAUCCGAUGUAGAGAAACGAACAAUAAUUCAAAUUAAAGUUUUUAUUAUAAGCUGUAAAUGGCUGAUGCCUGUGUGGAUGGCAUCAUUGCUUCCCAAUAUGAAAAAUAUGUGAAUCGAUUUUGUUCAGAAAAUAGGUCUUAGGACCAUUAAGGAUGCGUUUAGAUGUUGAACUGAGCCAAGUUCUUUAUGAAUAUCAGUGAGUUGAGUUGGUGGAGUAA
Messenger RNA from Juglans regia (Persian walnut), 2964 nucleotides. RefSeq lists its product as uncharacterized. Bases 266 to 2665 code for a protein of 799 amino acids. NCBI's taxonomy places the organism in Eukaryota, Viridiplantae, Streptophyta, Magnoliopsida, Fagales, Juglandaceae. Gene Ontology annotation, cellular component: plasma membrane. The transcript has 14 exons. Gene Ontology annotation, molecular function: transmembrane transporter activity. The record is from RefSeq and is a predicted model, not a curated record.